CUCGCUCCCGGCUGGUUGUUCGCAGCCCCGGCGCGUUCAGGCGGCCGCACUCGGAGAUUCGCCACGCGAAUUGUUCGUGGAGCAUUGGUCUCUGCGAGCGAGUCCUGUGGAUUCGCAGAGAAUUGGUCUCUGCAAGCGAGUCCUGUGAAUUCGCGGAGCAUUGGCUUCUGCAAGGACUCCUGAACUGGCAGAACAUUGGCUUCUGCAAGGACAUCUGAAUUCGCAGAACAUUGGCUUCUGCAGGGACACCUAAAUUCGCAGAACAUUGGUUUCUGCGAGGACACCUAAAUUCGCAGAACAUUGGCUUCUGCAGGGACACCUAAAUUCGCAGAACAUUGGCUUCUGCAGGGACACCUAAAUUCGCAGAACAUUGGUUUCUGCGAGGACACCUAAAUUCGCAGAACAUUGGUUUCUGCGAGGACACCUAAAUUCGCAGAACAUUGGCUUCUGCAAGGACACCUAAAUUUGUAGAACAUUGGUUUCUGCGAGGGACUCCUGAAUUCUGGUGGAAGUUUUGUUGAGGCAUUGUCAUUCAUCUGCGACAUCCUCCUUCCAAAAUGGCUUCUGGAUUCCCGAAAAAGACACCGAGCCCUCGUCUUCUGCUCAGGGAAAGACUGAAGCCUGAGACUCUGACUCCCUCUGCCUUCCAGGAGGAGAUGUCUCUCAGCAGCAAGCAGAGGCUGGCCAGAGCUAAGAAGCUGAGUCUGCCUCAGAUUGUCCAGCCUCAAGACAAGCGUGAGAGCUCCCACCAGAAGUUGUCAGCAGCUGACCCAGAGAAGAGCUCAUUUCAGCCUUGCCCACCAGAGGUGGUGUUUCAGAACUACACUCCUGGUGAGGUCUAUGAAGUGCCCGUGGUUCUGAGGAACAGGGACAAGGUUCCUCACUUGAUGAAGGUCACCUUGGAGAGCUCACCUUAUUUCCAGCUGGUGGGCCCCAAUGACGUGUGCCGCAAGGUGCCGCCGGGACUCUCCACGACUGUCCACGUCCUCUUCAGCCCUUGGCAGAACAAGGAUUACUUCCACCAGCUCCUCUGCACCACUGAAAGGGAAGGGUUCAUUGUGCCAAUUCGGGCCAUUGGUGCCCGAGCCAUCCUGGACUUCCCUGACCAGCUGGACUUUUCCAAGUGUCCGGUCAAGUACAGCAGCCAGAAGACUCUGGUGGUCCGUAAUGUCGGGAACCGGGCAGCUCAUUACCAGCUGAGCACCCAGAGCCCUUUCUCUGUCCUUCCGGCCAUGGGAGUUCUGGGCGUUGGUGACACCAUGGAGGUGACAGUGGGAUUUCAGCCACUGAAGACUGGUGACUGUUCCGCGUCCCUUGUCGUGCACUACGACACAGGUGAAGACACCCACACAAGCCUUCAUGGAAGAGCUGUGGAUGCCCCAAUCAGGCUGGACAGGAAUACCGUGACCUUUGACAAGACGUACAUCACCGUGUCAAACCGCACAGCUGUGCUCAUCCACAACCGCAGUAAUAUCACAGCCCGCUUCCAGUGGAAGGCUGUUGAUGCUGGGGAAGAGGAGGAUCAGCUGGAGCUGCGGAAAAGCUGCCUGAGGUGGCUGGUGGAUUCUGCCUCAGCUGUGGCAGAGGCUUUGAGCCAGGAGGUUCUCUUGAGGGCUGCUGCCUUUGGAACCUCUCCUGAGCCUGCAACAACUUGCUGGGUUUGUCUUUCCUGUGGCUGCAGGCAGUAUCACAGGAUGUAUCAGCAGCAAAAGGAGAAGUUGUAUAAUUUUCUGAAGGAGUGGGGAGUGGACAGCACUCACCAAGAACGCUUUGCUCUUCUCACCCGCAGCCUCCAGAGUGAGAUGGCAAAGGUCAGAGGAGAUCCCAUGCUGUUCUCUGAUGACAUUUUCUCCCUUGAGCCAAAGGAGGGCGAGAUCGGGCCGAAUUGUUCGGCUGAGAUCAGCGUGUCCUUCAAGCCCCAGGAAGCCCGGGUCUACGAGCGAGCGGUUUACUGCGACAUCUCGGGCCGUCAGAACAGGCUGCCCCUGCUCCUCACAGGGGAAGGCCUCGGGCCCCGGCUCCACUCCUACUUUGAGGAACUGAACAUUGGGGAGGUUUCUCUCAGAGUAACCCACAGAUAUAAGGCGGCCCUGUUGAACAAAGGGCCCAUUGGGGCUCCCUUCAGCCUCAUCCCUCCAAGCACAGCCAUGGGCUCCUGCUUCACCUUCCUGCCCCAGGAGGGCAUCGUGGCACCGCACGGGUUCCAGCUCAUCCGGAUCUCCUUCUGUCCCACCAUGCUGGGGGAGUUUGAGGAAGAGUUCUGCUUCCGUGUGACUGAAUCCCCUAAGCCUGUGACCUUGACUAUCAGGGGCUCCGUGACGGGACCGACUUUCCAUUUUGAUGUGCCCGCCCUGCACUUCGGUGACGUCUCCUUUGGUUUUCCUCACACCUUGAAGUGUUGCCUGUAUAACACCUCCCUGGUACACAUGGCCUUCAACCUCCACAUUCCUGGGGAUGGCUUGGGAGGGCCCAGCAUCGACAUCUCUGAUAAGAUACCCAAUCCCAGUAGCCAGUGUUGGAGGAAGGAAGCUCAAGGCCUUAGUAGGCCAAGGGAAUUUACCAUAAGCCCCUGCAGCGGGACCGUCCGUGCCCUGGGAUCCGAGGAUAUCAAGGUCACCCUGUGUUCCAACACCGCUGGAGAGUACAAGCGGGAGCUGGUGCUGGACGUGGAGGAUGUUGGCAAGAAGGUGUUGGCACUGCCCCUCACGGCCAGGUGCAUCGUUCCUCCACUGCGAGUGCUCGACCCUGUCGUGUCAUUCAGGCACUGCUAUCUAGAGGUCCCCUAUGAGAAGAAGCUGACCCUUGUGAAUGACAGCGACUUUCCUGGCUGCUACUGUGUUCUCCCUCAGGAGAACAAGGAGGAGGCUGCCACAUGGUACUGCACCUCUAUGGCAACUGGGAUUAUCGAGGCUCGCGGGUCGGUGCAGAUCCCAAUUGUCCUCCGGGCCCGCUUGCUGGGAGAGUGCGACGUCACUGCGGAGCUCGCCGUGCUUGGGAGAGGAGGAUCCCCACUGGAAAUCCACUUAGAGUGCGUUGGCCAGGGACCCGUUGUCUAUGUCUAUCCGAGGGAGAUAAACUUUGGCGUUAUCCCAGUCUUAAAAGAUCGUACCAAAACUUUCUACCUCGCCAAUCAGUGUGACAUUCCUGCAACCUUCCAGGCAAAGAUGGCUGGGAAACGCUCCUGCUGGAGGCUUGAGCCCAGUGAAGGAGUGGUCCCCCCUAACACUGAGGUGGUCGUGCGUGUCAUCGCACACCUGAGUGACACGCUGAAAUUCCAGGGGGAGGUGAAGGUGUCCAUUGAGAACAGCACCACCACCAUCAUCUCCCUCCGGGCUGUGGGCAAGGGCACCACAAUUGCCAUGGACGAAUCCCUCACUUCGGGGAUCAACCUGAAGUCCCAAUUCAGCUUCACUCCCUGCUAUUUCCAUUUCAAAAUGACAAACACAGGACGACGCAUCCAUCGGCUCUACUGGAGCACAGAAGGUUUUGGCACCUUCCGUCCCAGGACUCGUCCCCCUGCCCUGGGUGGCACCAAAAGGAAAGCUGCUUCCCAGAUCCCCAGACCUGGCAGCCCCGUGUUCAAGGUCCAGCCGCUGCAGGUGGAGCUGAGGCCAGGCCAGACUGUGGAGAUGGUGCUGGAAGGCUGCUCCAGCACUGCCCAGGAGGUGAAGGAGCGGCUGCUGUGUCAUGCUCGGGUGGGCAGCGUGAAGGAACAGAUAGUGCAAGUGGAUGUCACCUGCAAGUUCAUUUGCCCUGUUGUGCAAAUGUCUUCCAGAGCAAUCACUUUCCGUGUGGAAAAGAAACCCAGUGAUGUCCUGACGCUCCAGUACCAGCCUUUGUCUUUAAAAAACACCUGCUCCCUGCCCUUCAGCAUUGUGCUGGACUUGGAGCAGCCCUUCCUGAUCUGCAGUGCAGACCAGCAGCCCCUCCCUGCAGAUUCCAAGCCCAUGACACUGGAUGUAGGGGAGGAACUUCAUCUCUGCAUCCAGUUUAACCCAGCUUAUGAGAACAGUCUGCAUAGCCGGGUGGCAGAGAGGGUUCUCAGGAUACGCUUCACGGAGCAUCCUCAUGAGGAGCAGAUCACAGUUCGGGGAGAAGUCCACUUCCCGAAUCUCCAUCUCGAGACCAAGGCCGUGGACUUUGGCUGCAUCAUGAAUGACACAGAGGAAAUGCUCUUUAUGCGCAUGACCAACUGCGGCCCUCUUCCCGUUCGCUACCAUUGGUCAUUCCUGACCGACAGGCAGCUGAACCCCAUAAGGUUCAUCCCUUCACCACCUAAAUUCAAACCCCGCUCAUCAAAGAACGAGGGAGUGUUCCCAAGGAGAUACUCCAAGAUUGAAAGCGUGAAGGAGCCAACCAAAAUCCAGGUUUUUAGUGUCCGGCCGUCGUGGUGUGUGCUGGAGCCAGGAGAGCGCGAGCUGGUCAUCUUCACCUUCUUUGGCCACGCCAACAUCAUGGCCCGUGUCAAGGCGCUGUGCCACGUGGAGGGAGGCCCCACCUACGAGGUGCUGGUGACCGGGCAGGCUUCAUACCCCAGCUACCAACUGGACGUGGAGGAGAUCGACUGGGGGCUGCAGGUGUUUAACAAAGUCCUCAAAGCAGAGGUCACCCUGCAGAACACCGGGGUACUUGAAUUCACCUACGUGGUGCCAAAUUCCAGCACCGACACUGCAGCAAACCCUCUGCCUGGUGUGCCCGUGGUCGUGCCCCGCACAGGUUCCAUUGCACCUGGCAAGAAGCAAGUGCUGGAAGUCUAUUAUCUGCCAGGAAAGCUAGGAGUCUUCUGCAAGACUGUCCAGGUGCAAGUGGCUUCUCUGGACCCAGCAGAAAUCUUCCUGAAAGGAGAGGGGACCUCCCCUGGGGUUACCAAGGACCUACCCAGCAUGUUGAAAAAAGAGGAGGAGGUAGUGCAAGAGGAAGAAGAAAACCCGGAGGAGGAAGAAAGGGAGAAGGAUGAAUCUGUGGUCCUGGAGUCACGGAUGGAGUCACGGAUGGAGUCACUGAUGGAGUCACUGAUGGAGUCACUGAUGGAGUCACUGAUGGAGUCACUGAUUGUCACAGCUGAACAACAGUGAUGCUGCCAACCUUGCGAUUUCAGCUGAGGAUAAAGAAACUGAAGCAUCCAUAUAUUCUUCAGAAGACAAACCCUGAGAAGUUCAAGGGAAACUGGGAAGCUCUUUGAAGAACCUACUGAGCCAUAAGAACCUCGAGGAUCGGCAUUGGCACACCUUGUUUACCAAUAAAGCAGGGAGAAUAAU
Vidua macroura (Pin-tailed whydah) is the source of this 5258-nucleotide messenger RNA. Its product is annotated as hydrocephalus-inducing protein homolog. The transcript has 30 exons. The record is from RefSeq and is a predicted model, not a curated record. Gene Ontology annotation, biological process: cilium movement; axonemal central apparatus assembly. The coding region runs from base 558 to 5075 and encodes 1505 amino acids. NCBI's taxonomy places the organism in Eukaryota, Metazoa, Chordata, Aves, Passeriformes, Viduidae. Gene Ontology annotation, cellular component: axoneme.